Molecule: messenger RNA, 1974 nt
Organism: Thyridium curvatum
Lineage: Eukaryota; Fungi; Ascomycota; Sordariomycetes; Thyridiales; Thyridiaceae
Exons: 4
Coding region: 1-1974 (657 amino acids)
Biological process (GO): transmembrane transport
Cellular component (GO): membrane
Molecular function (GO): transmembrane transporter activity
Source: RefSeq, a predicted model, not a curated record
AUGGAAAAGUCGAGCAAAGCACUCCCCGACCGGGUCCAGUCUCCGAACUUGGACAAUACCCUGGAAACGAAGAUGUCAGCUUCGGAGCACGAACCUGAGCGUCCUCAGACUACCACUGGAGUCACAGAGACAUGGACCCCUGAGGAAGAGAGACGCUUCCCUGCUCACCCUCCUUACUCCAGGCUCGAUCUCUAUUUGAUGCCCAUUCUCGUCUCCGGUUUCUUCGUCCUGCAGCUCGACCGCAGCAAUAUUAGCAACGCACUCACGGAUACCAUCAAGAAAGACUUGGGACUGACACAAUCACAAGUGAAUGCUGGCGCGUCGUUGAUGCAAGCUGGUAUCGUUAUUGCCGAGCUUCCUGCAAAUGCUCUCCUCCAAAAGGUUGGCGCCCCAGUUUGGCUCACUGCUCAGGUCUUCUGCUUCGGUAUCAUCAGCCUCGCCCAGGCCUGGUGCAAGAACAGCGACAAUUUUCUCGCCACCCGCUUUAUCCUCGGUCUUUUCGAAGCAGGAUACAUCUUUGGAGCGCAGUACAUGCUAUCUCUCUUCUACAGAGAGAAGGAACUCGCGUUACGAACAGCUAUAUUUUACUUUGGGAACUACUUCGCGGCGGCCACUGGGUCGCUCAUAGCGGCCGGGGUUCUCCAACUCGGGGGCCGCAUGGGCUACGCUGGCUGGCAAUGGCUUUUUAUUAGUAAGAUUGGCACCAUCUACUCGGGAGUACUUCCUGCGCAGAUGAGUUUGAUCGAGACUGACAACUUCAUUAGUCGAAGGCUCUGCUCGCUGUUCAUCUUCCUUGUCCAUGUGGCCUUCUUGCCCUGGAGCCCGACCUGCACUACACCUAUUCACAAACGUUGGGACUUUUUCACGGAAAGAGAGAGGGAAGUUAUGCGUUCACGUCUGAUCGUUGAUGAUGCGUCCAAGCAAGAGGCUAGAGCGCAGCUCACCUGGCGUUCCUACUUGGCCGCGCUGACCGACUUCCGUUUAUGGCUACACCUUGUCUUCAACAUACUCGCUCUCGCCCCAAAGGGAGGCCUGCAAGUCUAUGGGCCCAGCAUCAUCAAGUCCCUUGGCUUCGACACUACCCGCGUGAACCUCCUCAACUCCGUCAGCAGCUUCGCAGUAGUCGUCUUGUCUUUCGCCAUCUCAUUCGCCUCGGAAGCCACCCACCUGAGAGGUCCAUGGUGCAUUGUUGCAUCGAUCUGGUCCAUUGCCUUCGCUGGCGUGAUGUUUGGUUUGCCCGUCUCUGCCGGUAAAUGGACUAAAUACGCCGUCUUUACCCUUCUCAUGUCAGGCAAUGCGCUGUCACAAGGCUUGAAUGAUGCAUGGCUCAACAUCAACGCGCGCUCCGCAGCUCGUCGCAGCGUGGGACUUGCCCUCGUAGUCAUGGGAAGCAAUCUUGGUGGCCUUAGUGGAGCUCAGCUGUUUCAGGCCAACGACUCUCCCAGGUACACCAAUGCGUGGCUAGCCAUCAUUCUGCUCUAUAUCGGGAGCAUCAUCAUGGCUGGCAUCAUCAUGGUCGUAUACUGCACUCGUGAUGGUACUCGAGUGCUAGCGGUUGGGAAUGGCGCCGAAGUCGUGCUGGUUAUAAAGGUCGUGGUGACUGAUGUGGACGAGGUGGUGGUGGCGUCGACGGUGGUCGGGGAUGAUGCGACGGAGGACGAGCUGGAUGAGGAUGACGAAGAGGAAGAAGUCGAGCUGGAGGAAGACGAAGAGGAAGUCGACGACGAGGAAGACGAGGAAGAUGAGGAGGAUGAGGAGGAAGAUGAGGAUGAGGAGGACGAUGAGGAUGAAGAUGACGAGGAAGAUGAUGAGGAAGAUGAUGAGGAAGUUGACGAGGAGGAUGACGAGGACGUCGUGGUGGUAGGCUGUUCGGUUGACACCGAUGAACUGCUGCUUAUCGAGGACGAUGUUGAGCUGGAGCUGGAGGAGCUAGUCUCCGUACUCGAGGACGACGAAGAUGUCGACGUGCUCUGA